Molecule: messenger RNA, 2710 nt
Organism: Silurus meridionalis
Lineage: Eukaryota; Metazoa; Chordata; Actinopteri; Siluriformes; Siluridae
Gene: scinla
Product: scinderin like a
Exons: 17
Coding region: 158-2317 (719 amino acids)
Biological process (GO): barbed-end actin filament capping; actin polymerization or depolymerization; actin filament severing
Cellular component (GO): actin cytoskeleton; cytoplasm
Molecular function (GO): phosphatidylinositol-4,5-bisphosphate binding; actin filament binding
Source: RefSeq, a predicted model, not a curated record
UAUUCAGCAGGAGGAUGAAAAGAGAGGAGGAGAUAUAAUAAAGACUGUUCGCUUCCUCCUUAUAAAGACUUCAUGGAGGUGGGGCGUUUACAGUACACCUCUUCAGCUUCUUCAUACGCAUCCAGCAGUCCCUCAAUUUCUCAGAAAUACAGAGAUCAUGGUAGCCCACAAGGAGUUUCAGACUGCAGGAAAGAAGCCAGGCCUGCAGAUAUGGAGGGUGGAAAAGAUGGACCUGGUGCCGGUACCCAAGCAGCUUUAUGGAAACUUUUUCACUGGAGAUGCUUACAUUCUUCUCUUCACCACUCCUGCUCCAUCUUAUGCCAUCCACAUGUGGCUUGGGAGUGAGUGUUCCCAGGAUGAAAGCGGGGCUGCAGCAAUCUUUUCUACCCAAUUGGACGACUUCUUGGGUGGAAGUCCAGUUCAGUUCCGUGAGGUGCAGAACAAUGAGUCCCUCACCUUCCUUGGCUACUUUAAGUCCGGUGUUAAGUAUCAGCAAGGUGGCGUGGCCUCUGGCUUCCAACACGUGGUGACCAAUGACAUGGAUGUGAAGAGAUUACUCCACGUUAAAGGGCGGAGGGUGAUCCGUGCUACCGAGGUUCCACUGUCAUGGGACAGCUUCAACCGUGGAGACUGUUUCAUCAUCGAUCUGGGCAAGGACAUCUAUCAGUGGUGUGGCAGUGAUUGUAACCGAUUUGAACGUCUAAAAGCCUCUCAGGUGGCCAUCGACAUCCGGGAUAACGAGCGUAAUGGUCGUGCCAAGCUGCAUAUGGUCGAGGAGAACUCUGAGCCAGAGGCCAUUAUUGCUGUACUUGGACCCAAACCUGAUAUCCCAGCAGGAAGUGCUGAUGAUGAAGUUGUCGACAAAUCCAACAAGAAGGGCGCGCUUUACAUGGUCUCUGAUGCUGCAGGCUCUAUGAAAACCUCUCUGGUGGCUCAGAGCAGCCCAUUUAAACAACAAAUACUUUCUCCAAAUGAAUGCUACAUUCUUGACAAUGGAGCUGAUGGCAAAAUUUUCUUGUGGAAAGGUUCAAAAGCCAGUGAAGCUGAACGCAAGGCAGCCAUGAAAUCAGCGGAGCAGUUUAUCAAAGAGAAAAACUAUAAUAAAAACACCCAGAUCCAGGUGAUGCCUGCUGGUGGGGAGACCACAUUGUUCAAACAAUUCUUCAGUGAUUGGAAGGAUAAGGAUCAGACCACGGGUCCAGGAAAGGCCUACACUAUUGGGCGAAUUGCUAGUGUGGCACAGAUCCCCUUUGACGCAUCUAGCCUUCACUCCAACAGUGCCAUGGCUGCACAACACGGCAUGGUGGAUGAUGGCUCGGGCAAGGUGCAGGUCUGGCGUGUUGAAGGUGGGGAAAAGGUUCCUGUGGACCCUUCCACCUAUGGCCAGUUCUAUGGAGGAGACUGUUAUCUGAUCCUCUACAGCUACAAACACGGAGGCAGAGAACAGCAUAUCAUCUACACCUGGCAGGGGCUGAAGUGCACACAGGAUGAGUUGGCUGCUUCUGCCUUUUUAACAGUCAAAUUGGAUGACUCCAUGGGAGGAGCUCCGGUGCAGGUGCGUGUCACUCAAGGCCAGGAACCACCCCAUUUGAUGAGCCUGUUUAAGGGAAAACCAAUGAUCAUCUGUUUGGGAGGGACUUCACGAAAAGACGGGCAGACCUGUGCAGGAAGUACACGUCUCUUCCAAAUUCGUCAAAGCUCCACUCGUGCUACACGUGCUGUUGAGGUGGAGCCCUCUGCUGCAAAACUGAACACCAAUGAUGUGUUUGUGCUGAAGACUCCAAACUCCAUGUUUCUGUGGAGAGGAACCGGCGCUACGGAUGAGGAGCUGUCUUCUGCCAAAUAUGUCUGCAGCUUCCUGGGUGGCAGCGCUACUGAAGUGACUGAGGGAAAGGAACCAGCGGGAUUCUGGUCAGCACUUGGUGGAAAAAAGGACUACCAGACCUCCAGCAGUCUGCAGAAGACAGUUAAACCACCUCGCCUAUUCGGCUGCUCCAACAAAACUGGCCGACUCAUAGCAGAUGAAGUGCCAGGAGACUUCACUCAGGUUGAUUUGGCCACAGAUGAUGUGAUGCUUCUGGAUACUUGGCACCAGAUCUUUCUCUGGAUUGGUAAUGAUGCCAAUGAAGUGGAGAGGAGCGGAUCAGACAAAAUAGCUCAAGACUAUGUGAACUCUGACCCCUCUGGCCGUCGAGGCACACCCAUCAGCAUCAUAAAGCAGGGCUUUGAGCCACCCACAUUUACUGGCUGGUUCCAGGCCUGGGAUAUUCAAAUGUGGGAAAAAGACCCUUUGGAACGUAUCCGUGGCAAAUUCUAAACACACUCAUACACACACACUUUGCAUGGUUUCCACACAAGUAUACACACAAGUGCUGAUGGCUGCCAUAAAUCAAUAGAGAGCUUUAUAUUCACAGCAAAAACAGCAUUAUGCACUAGUCACCUAUAUGCAGUGUCAUGUCAUUUUUCAUUUCGUUUCUUUUUAAAAACAAUUUUUAAACAUGCACUUGAUAUAUAGUUUUUGUCUAAAUCAAUGCUAAAACUCAGUUUAAGACUAGAAUUAAAACAAUUUGGCAUGUACUAAAUAUUCUGGGCAUUAAAACAUUUUAAUUCAUAGUAACAUCUCAAAAUAAUUUUCUCAAAAUGCAGAUUAAUGUGAACAUGUUUUACAUAUUAUAAUAUGCUGGUUAAUAAUAAAAUGUGCCUCUUGCUA